Molecule: messenger RNA, 825 nt
Organism: Lucilia cuprina (Australian sheep blowfly)
Lineage: Eukaryota; Metazoa; Arthropoda; Insecta; Diptera; Calliphoridae
Exons: 1
Coding region: 1-825 (274 amino acids)
Source: RefSeq, a predicted model, not a curated record
AUGUCUUCUCCCGUGGCAACAGCUUCUAAUACACAAAAUGCUUCAUCAAGCAAUAAUGGAGAUGGUUCAAAUGUACAUAUUGCCGCUUCAAGUAUUCACAAACUUCCACCUUUUUGGAAGGAGAAUCCUAAGCUGUGGUUGAUGCAAAUUGAGUCCAUAUUUGGAAUAUCCGGUAUUACGCGUGAUGAAACCAAAUUUCAGUAUGUUAUUGGCAAUAUUGACUCAAAUUUUUUACCACACGUUUCGGACAUUUUGGAAUCACCUCCAUCUGAUGGUACUAGUAAGUAUCAAGCUGUCAAGGACCGCUUAAUUGGAACAUUUUCCGAAUCUCAAGAGUCCAAACUUCGACGUCUAUUAAAAAGCCAUCAAUUAGGCGAUCAGAAACCCUCACAUUUUCUUCAAGUUAUGAGAAAUUUAGCAUCUGGCCAACUUAAUGAUGCACUACUCAAGACUUUAUUUUUGGAGCAAUUGCCUGAAGAUGUCAGGUCAAUUCUUGUUAUAAGUCAAGUAAGUGAUGUUAGCGCAUUGGCACAUCAAGCUGACAAAAUUAUGAGUCUACGAUCACCACAACUUUUUGAGAUGAAAUCAACUCCUGACAAUCCUGAUAUUUCUAUGUUAUGUCAAAAGAUUGAUGCAUUAGAAAAAAAAUUGAAUAAUUUUUCGCGUGGACGUAGUACUGAGCGGUACCAAAAUAGAAAUUCUUCAGCUUCUGGCAAAGCAAGAAACCGAAGCAAAUCUCGUAAUAAAGAUUGGUGUUGGUAUCAUAACAGAUUUGCUGAUAAGGCAACAAAAUGCAACAAACCUUGUUCUUUUUCAAAAAACUAA